This is a messenger RNA of Magnolia sinica, 960 nucleotides long. RefSeq lists its product as uncharacterized. The coding region runs from base 263 to 724 and encodes 153 amino acids. The transcript is spliced from 8 exons. The record is from RefSeq and is a predicted model, not a curated record. Gene Ontology annotation, cellular component: cytosol. Gene Ontology annotation, molecular function: RNA binding. NCBI's taxonomy places the organism in Eukaryota, Viridiplantae, Streptophyta, Magnoliopsida, Magnoliales, Magnoliaceae.
CAUGAAGUUUGGAGCGUCCCGGAUCGGGCGAAACUGACCUCAAAUCCGGCCCGAAACUCGACCGGGCCAUGCACAUACAGCCCAGUGGCGGAUAACGGUUGAAAGCCCGGUACCCGGCCCGUCUCCACCCCAUUCAAGAACUCUCUUUCCCGCGAGUUACUCCGAAACUAACCAAGGCCUGGUUGGGAUUUCGGAAACGCCGAAAGAGAAGAUAAAAGGAAGCGAACGAGAGAGAUUCUUCUCUUCUCAAUCGGCUUCGACGAUGGGAAGGGGAAAAUUCAAGGGAAAGCCUACGGGCCGCAGGCAUUUCUCCACCCCCGAGGAGAUGCUUGCUGGAACCUCUACUCGUCCUCGCACCUUUAAGCAGGAAGUAGCCGAAGACGAAGAAGAAGAGGAAUCUGAAGAAGAAGAAACUGAGAAAAGGAAAGGUCCCCAAAGUGUUAUUGAGAUUGAGAAUCCUAAUCUGGUAAAACCAAAGAAUGUGAAAGCCAGAGAUGUUGAUAUUGAGAAGACAACGGAUCUCUCAAGGCGUGAAAGGGAGGAGAUAGAGAAGCAAAAGGCUCAUGAGAGAUUCAUGCGGCUGCAGGAACAAGGAAAAACAGAACAAUCACGUAAAGAUUUAGAACGCCUAUCCCUUAUACGACAACAAAGAGCUGACGCUGCUAAGAAACGAGAAGAAGUGAAAGCUGCCAAAGAACAGAAGAAAGCUGAAACCCGUAAAUGACCAAGCCAUGGAAGCAAAUGCAUCAUGUGCGCGUCUUUUACUAGUAAAAGAAAGAGGGGCUUCUAUUCACUAGUAGUUCAAAUGCGUGUGAUAAGCGGAGAACCACUUCUACUAUUUAUUUACAUAUUCUACCUUGCUAUCUCUUGAGAAGGGAGUGAAAAAUCUAGCUUUGUUGAGAGUUUAUCAUUUAGAUGUGGAGAUUAAGAACUUUAAAUUCCUUCAGGGGUUUGCUUUUC